Molecule: messenger RNA, 3489 nt
Organism: Lampris incognitus (smalleye Pacific opah)
Lineage: Eukaryota; Metazoa; Chordata; Actinopteri; Lampriformes; Lampridae
Product: regulator of G-protein signaling 5-like
Exons: 5
Coding region: 93-644 (183 amino acids)
Source: RefSeq, a predicted model, not a curated record
GUUGAAAGCCACAGUCGGAAAGAAAAAAGGAAGGGAACUUCGUGUGUCUGUACUUGAUUUACUCUUAACACAGGGACUGAAAGCUCAGGAAAAUGUGUAAAGGAUUAGCAGCUUUGCCCCAAACCUGCCUGGAGAGGGCCAAAGAGAUCAAGUCUAAAUUGGGAGUGUUGCUGCAGAAGCCCGAGAAUGCCAUUGACCUGAUCAUCCCCUACCCUGAGAAAACUGAGAAGAAGCCAGAGAAGCAGCAGAAGCCUAGUUCAGAGGACGCUGCUCAAUGGCGUGAGUCACUGGACCGAGUCCUGUCCAACAACUAUGGCCUUGCUACCUUCCGUAGCUUCCUGCAGUCCGAGUUCAGCGAGGAGAACAUCGAGUUCUGGAUGGCCUGUGAGGACUUCAAGAAGACCAAGAACCCAGUGAAGAUGGCGGCCAAGGCCAAGAAGAUCUAUGAAGAUUUCAUCCAGACCGACGGACCCAGAGAGGUGAACAUUGACCACUUCACCAAGGAUAAGACUCUGAGGAACCUGGUGGAGCUGUCCCCAAUGACCUUUGACCUGGCCCAGAAGAGGAUCUAUGCCCUGAUGGAGAAAGACUCCUUCGGACGCUUCCUCCGAUCAGAGCAGUUCCAGGAGCUCCUGGUCAAUUAAGCGAGCCCAAAUGAGAGAAGCCAUUUCAAUCAGCAAUUAGUACGAUAAUUCAGAACCCGCAAGAAACCCUUAAAAGUUAAGUGUUAAGCUAAAUCAGAACUAGGUCAUUUGGUUCACUUUGAUAAAAUUGCUUUUUUCAAAUACGCCCAAACCCCAACCUCCACUCCAAAAAGACACCUUUUAUGCACGCAACAUCCACGGUACAGAGUAAUUUAUAAAGAUGACAGUCUUUCAUUUUUGACUUUGGUGCUCAUCCACCCUCAUGGAUAAGCACGGAAGUUUAAUUUCAUAACAUCUGCAUAUUAUGCAAAUUUUGGGUUUAGGAAAUUUUGUCCAUAAGGGCUGAUCUUGAACUGAUGAUGUAACAGGCGGUGAGGCUGGAAAAUUGUGACGAGAGGUCACUUUCUGAGAACGGCCUCAUUUUAAACUAAAUUAAACCUCAUUUAUUAUCAGCAGAACUGACAGAUCUGUAUUGACUAGAACAACUUCAGCUAAUAAAUGUACCCUUCACCAAAAUACGGGAUAUAUGAAAGACCUUUUUGCAAUUUGUCCUAUGGAAGGUUGAAUCUGUGUAACAGUUAACUUGGUUAUAUUAAAGCUCAGUCAGUUAAAGAAGUAUAAUAUUACCGUUUUGUCUCGACCAGGGAUUGGGUUUUUUUUAGUGUGUCAUAGCUUUCCAAAAAAAAGGGAAGGGACACAAAAGAGAAGAAUCAUUUGACCCUUUAUAUGACUCUCCAUGGCCGACGCCGAGUGAUUCAUCCUCGAAGGCCAUCCAAAUUUCUGUCUGGGAAAAGAAAAUAGCUGGAAAAUUAUGCUGAAUCUUAACCGCUAAGAGAGUCAAACAGUCAGCUCUUCUUCUCAAGAAACAAUUGGGGGAGCGGGGGGGGGGGGGUAUAUGUGCCUUGAGACAUUUCCAACAAGGCCCAGAUUAUUUUGUUUUCUCAAGAACCGUGUGCAUUGGUCAGCCUGUCACCGUAUAUCAGCAUCCCGAGUCAGAAUGAUCAGACUAUAGUCCCCCUCUCUCUCUCCCUCUCUCCCGCUCGCUCUCUCUGUAUGUCUCUCCCUGUGUCUAUAUGUCUCUCUCUCUCUGUAUGUCUCUCCCUCUGUCUAUAUGUCUCUCUCUCUCUGUAUGUCUCUCCCUGCGUCUAUAUGUCUCUCUCUCUCUGUAUGUCUCUGUCUGUGUCUAUAUGUCUCUCUCUCUCUGUCUAUAUGUCUCUCUCUCUGGCUGUAUGUCUCUCUCUCUCCCUCUCUCUCUCUCUCUCUCUCUGUAUGUCUCUGUCUGUGUCUAUCUCUCUGCGUCUAUGUCUUUCUCUCUCUCUGUCUGCAUCUAUAUGUCUCUCUCUCUGUCUGCAUCUAUAUGUCUCUCUCUCUCUCUCUGUCUAUAUGUCUCUCUCUCUCUCUCUCUCUCUCUCUCUCUCUCUCUCUCUCUCUCUCUCUCUCUGUAUGUCUCUUGCUCUGUCUCUGUCUGUCCGUCUCUGUCGGUCGGUCUGUCUGUCUCUCUUUCUGUCUCUCUGUCUGUCUCUCUUUCUGUCUCUCUUUCUGUCUCGCUCUCUCUCACACACAAAACACAGAAACACACUCGUAUGAGCACAGUCGGUGAGUUAGGAUUUGGAUCAAGGCCCACUUUGAUUCUAAUGUAUUCUAUGAGAGCUGUCCUUGGGAAAAGUAUUGUGUUGGCUCGGUGGUUAGCCUCCCUGGCUACCGCUACAUUGCAAGUUGUAGAGAUGGCGAAAAUCAAUAAAGAGAGAAUCUCAAAAGAAAAAAAGAAAAAAAAGUGCAGUACAGAGAAAGAUAUGUCAUCCCAUCUAGCUUCCAUAAGUCGUCCCAUGUUCCCUGAUGCAGUGUUAUUGUGCAGGACAAUAUAGAAGGGUGAGAAUGUGACGAUGCAAGACCCAAUCUCAGCGUUGUGAUUCUGUUUUCAACACCGUUUUCUGAGCGGACGGCACGGAGAAACCACUUAAACUUUCCAUCCUCCGUGAAACAUUCCUGAGGGUCUUUGCCAUGAAAGGGAAAACGUAAGGAAAUGGGAGCCAUCUAUAAGCCACCCACGUAUAAACAUAGUCACACUUGAGCCUCAUAAAUAGAGGUAAAAGUUAAUAGAAAGGACACUAAUCACACAAAUACGAAUGGGGGCGUCUACACAGUUCGCCACUAUGCUUUUCAGAGUGACGUCACUGAGCCUUAUCGUUCCACAGACAUGUAACCCGGCACCAAAUACUGUAAGCGAGCUGAGACAAAAGAUGAACUCGAGGAUGGAAAAGGUGUCAUGCUCACUGUUAAAGAAUCAGUAAUGUACUCUCACAGUCCUAUGUAGCGAUCAUGAAGUGUCACUAUAUCUAUUCCUGCAUGCUUUUUUAAAAAAAAAUAUUUACCGAGAGCAUCUGUCAUAUUAAUCACAAGAAUGUUCUAGAUACUCAGCAUUUUUUAUAAGUCCUUGUUGACAACGUAGUACCAAGGCUAAGAGCCAUACAAUUUGGAUUGAUUUUUUUUCUAAAUAUGUAUUGUAUGUUUUAUAGUGUUACACAAUAAUUAGAAUUCCACACUCUGAAUGACAGCCCACACAUCUGAAUCUAUGAAUUGGUCACAGGAGAAGAAAUGUCCCUUUAAAUGGCAUGAAUGAAGGUUUGCUGUGACACAGAUUGGCCAGUCUAGUGUCCUAACCUAAAAUGUCGAGCAAACACAACAAAAAUACCCACAACCAAACUAAAGAAAUGGAGGGGGAAAAAACAAAACAAAACAAAGACUUAAUUCAAUGCUGGGUACUGAUAAUUUGAUAUAGCUAUUUGCAUGUACAUUCUGUAGUCAACCUCAUAAAAAAAAAACAUAAAUGCAUUCAAUUUCUGAA